Messenger RNA from Penaeus vannamei (Pacific white shrimp), 2762 nucleotides. RefSeq lists its product as uncharacterized. Gene Ontology annotation, molecular function: serine-type endopeptidase activity. The record is from RefSeq and is a predicted model, not a curated record. Gene Ontology annotation, biological process: proteolysis. NCBI's taxonomy places the organism in Eukaryota, Metazoa, Arthropoda, Malacostraca, Decapoda, Penaeidae.
AUGACUUAUGAACGUUUAACUACAAUUAUGUUCCACUGUCAAGACCCCCACAAUCACCACCAGAGAAGACCAGCUACAACGGGAGAACUUUUGGUCGUCGGCCACCCAGGACACGAGCUUCAGUGCCGGUCGUGGGAGAGGCCGUGCAAGAUGGCGUUCCCCAAUUUGAUGUUGACACUUCUCUUCCCUGUUUUGGUCUUGGCCCAGAAUCUGUACCAACGACCCUCCGGAUACCAGCCCGGCCCGUAUGGCAGCUAUCUCAGGGGACACCGACUCCGACGACCGCAUUCAGGAUAUAGGCCAGUGUACUCGGUUCCUUUCCCCGGCGCGCAGUACAACAACGACUGCGGGAACCAGCUGCUGACAUGCGUGGAGGAGGAAGACUGCAGCAAAAAGGUGCACGCGAAUGGGCAAACGGAUGGGCAGAUUUGCCCCCCUUUCUUCAUGUAUGAAAAGAAGCUUGGAUACUGUGCUACCGUUGAGUUUGAACAGAAGAACAACCUAGACGCGAUGCAGGCGUGUGAGAGCCAAAACGCCAGGCUCUUGUUCUUCGAAAAUUCUGCGGAAUUCAAGCAGAUCGCCGAAAUGAAGAAAAAGAACGAGACCUUCUUCUUUGGUGAGAAAACUUACUGGCUGGAUGCUUACUACGACGACAAGAGCGAGACGUGGAUCAGGAGGACCACCAGGGAGCCUAUCAUUUGGGAACAGAUCUUCUCGCAAUUUACCCCGAUCGUAAACACGACGACCAACCUCGAAGUCGUUCGGCAUAUCAACACGACGCAGCGCUGUCUGACGGUCAUCUACAACUCGACGCAUCCAGAGCUCCUGCAGGUUGAGAAGGCCAAGUGUUCAGAAAAUAAGGAGAUUGCAUGCAAGCUAGGGUUUUAUACGAACAAAUGCCGAGAUAACAAAAACCAUGUGUGCUGCUUUUCUACCACUUCGGACUACUACUUAAAGAACACAUUGACAGGUACCGGCAGCACCAUUGGAGAAGCAGAUUCAAAUUGUUUCUUGGAGAUUAUAAAAGGAGGGAAGCCUGUCGUGGAGCCCUGUGAUAAAGUGCUAGCCACCCUGGAGCCCUCCACGGUCAAUAACACGGAGCUGAGAAUCCCCUACCGCAUUGGAUCGUCCUUCUUCUACUUGGACAACACGACGUGUCUGGGGAAGGCCGACCGGAAGGCUGUCGUGUCCGACAGGAAAGUCCACAACUUCAUCUCUCGCUACCUGGUCAUGGCCAACCUCGUGAAGAACUUGACUUACGACUCUUUCAUCAUCGGACUCCAGUACAAGGGCCACGUCCACAAGCUCAUCUGGCAGAAUGGUAGGCCGUACGAUUACUACAACGAGACCUUCUGGAACGGCUACCAACCCAACUUUGACAAGUUCGGCGACAGCCAUAAGCCAGUGUGCGGCCACUACGUCGUGUCGCCAAUUGACUACCAGUACAAGUGGGAGCUGAAGGGCAACUGUUCAGCGUCUGCCACGGAACCCGCGAUCUGUGAGCUACCCAUACGUUUCACCGACCUCAUGCCGACGACGAAGAAGGUGACCUGCGGGAUGCGACACCGGCGGGGCGUGUUGGCUCGUUCUGCCUACGCCAUUGGCCACGAACUGCAGGCGCUCUACGGUGAAUUCCCAUGGCAGGCGGCCAUCUAUAAGGUUCGAAAUAUCGGCGGUGGUCUGCAGAGUACCUUCGUCUGCUCUGGCGUCCUCGUCGACAAAGCCUUCGUCAUAACGCCCGCGCACUGUGUUGUGGGUCCUACCACGGACUUCACGGUGGUUUUUGGGGAGUACACUCUCGGGGGCGGAGGCAGCAUUUUGGAGAGGCAGGUGACGGGCGUGAGCGACAUCCUCGUCUAUCCAGGCUACGAGUCGACAAACCCGCUGGUCCACGACGUCGCCCUGGUGCAGCUGGACCGAGCCAUCGCCUUCGACAACUUCCCUCAGAUCGGCUUGGCUUGCCUGCCUUAUCCGGACAUCCUGUACCGGAAUACGGGCGCUUGGGACUGUUUCACUGUCGGAUGGAAUGGCAAAGCAGGGGCUCUCCAGCGCGUAGAAUCGAACCUUUUGUCGAAGCGGGACUGCCGUGUCUACACUCGCGCCUACCACGAGUUCCACGCCUACAUGCGACAGAGUCCCUACGGCUACGGGACUUCAGGCUACGACAAGGCGCACGGCUACCACGCUGCUACGUAUCAGAAACACCACUACUACAGUCAAAGCAUUCCUGACCUCCUUUGUACAGAGUCUUUCGAAACCAAGGCCUGUGUGGACGACCCCGCAGCCGUGCUAGUGUGCCGCCACGCCGCUCUACACGCAGACACCUUCUUCGGCUUCGGCAACCGCGGCUACCGCUACCACGCCCACCGCGGCCACAAGAGGACGAACGCGCGGAUCGUCAACGCCUACGGGAAGCACAGGUUCGACAGCGAGAAGUGGUACGUCAUGGGCCUCUCCCACAGCCUCUCCCCCUGUUCCGGGAAGGGCCAGGGGAGCUACAGGAAGGGAUAUGGAUCCCAGAGGAAGGACAUCAGCGUGUUCACUCCCGUGCACGAGUACCUCCCCUUCAUACACGCGCACCUGGAUGUCAAGCAGACGGCAGCGCCAACGACGUGAGGCGGCGAAACGCGCGGUAGGGACGUCGAGGCUAUGCCGUUUCCCCCACACGGUUUAUUUACGAACGAAAUCUUUUUAUUAACUUUCCCAAUAAUCGCAUAAACUGUAUCUAAACUGAAUUACCAAUAAAUUAUCAUUAUUUUUUA